Arabidopsis arenosa is the source of this 5467-nucleotide messenger RNA. The record is from the annotation of a GenBank genome assembly. Lineage: Eukaryota; Viridiplantae; Streptophyta; Magnoliopsida; Brassicales; Brassicaceae.
UUCUCUCCGCUACAAAAACCAGAUUUUCCUCUCCGCUUCUCUCUCUCUCUCUCUCGUCGGAAGUAAAACACUCUCCUUUCUCUAUCUUCUGCUCAAAUCAUCCAUCGACAGACACAGUUGCUUAGGGUUUCCCUCAAACGCCGCCGAUUGUCUGGAUUUUGACCAAUGGCCUUAGAUCAAUCUUUUGAAGAUGCUUCUGUACUCUAUGGAGAAGGUGCAUUUUGUUUCAAGAGCAAGAAACCUGAACCCAUCUCUGUCUCCGUUUCUUCUGAUGAUGGCGAUGAUUCGAAUUUUGACUGCAAUAUUUGCCUAGACUCAGUGCAAGAACCCGUUGUGACUCUCUGUGGUCACCUCUUCUGCUGGCCUUGUAUUCACAAAUGGCUUGAUGUACAGAGUUUUUCAACAAGUGAUGAAUACCAAAGACAUAGACAGUGUCCUGUUUGUAAAUCUAAAGUGUCUCAUUCUACAUUGGUUCCUUUGUAUGGCAGAGGCCGUUGUACUACUCAGGAAGAAGGUAAAAACAUUGUGCCUAAAAGACCUGUAGGACCGGUUUACAGGUUUGAAAUGCCGAAUUCACCUUAUUCCAGUACGGAUCUGCGGUUAUCACAACGGGUUCAUUUCAAUAGCCCACAGGAAGGUUACUACCCUGUCUCAGGGGUGAUGAGUUCAAACAGUUUAUCAUACUCUGCUGUUUUGGAUCCUGUGAUGGUGAUGGUUGGAGAAAUGGUAGCUACGAGAUUGUUUGGAACACGAGUGAUGGAUAGGUUUGAGAUGGACAGUUCUGAAGCAGGUCUUGAUAGAAUUGAGGCACAGAGGUCAACGGGUGUGUCUCAUGACCAAUCGAAACAAAGAUACUCCUCCGUUAAUCUGAUAAAGGGCGGAAUCUUACGCGUAUUCCGUGCACUAGGUUUCCUUCAAGUCGAAGGAGAAGCAGCCACACCCCCUACGGGCGAAAAUGUGCCAGAGUUCUUCACCAAUAUCAGAUUGUCUGAUCUGUUUGACCUCCCCAGUGGAUUUGUGCCUAUGAGUCCUGAGAUUGUUAUCGCAGUAAGCGCGGGGGAUAAAGACUGGCUGGAGGUAUUGAGAAGUUACGGUAAGCCAAUGGAAUGUCUAAAGAGCGAUGGAGGAUAUUCUGUUCUUCACCUUGCUGCUGUUUGGGGUCGAGUUGAAAUAGUGAAGAGCAUAGUCUCUGAAUGUCCAUGUCUUCUUCUGGAGCAAGACUCGAGGGGUCAGCUUCCCCUUCACGUGGCGGCCCAUGCCGGUCAUAUAGCUGUUGUUGAGGCUCUUGUUGCGACAUUAACAUUUGUCUCAGCUACACUUUCUGAAGAAGAGAAGGAGAGAGUGAAUGUAUAUGUUCGCAAGAACAUAAAUGGAGAUACUCCUCUGCACUUGGCUUUGAAAGGCCACAAUGUGAAGACAGCUACUUUUCUGGUGAACACACACCAACGGGCUUCAUUUCUUGCGAAUAAAGAUGGGAUGUCUCCCUUGUAUAUGGCCGUCGAAGCUGGAAAGGUAUCACUUGUGAAGGCAAUGUUGAAAACUACAAAAAAUGAUGGACUUGAAGGAAGGGAUUCUAACUUAAAUUCACACUUGGAAGGGAGAAAAUACCUUGUCCACGCGGCUUUGAAGGCCAUGAAAAAAGAUAUCCUUGAUGUUAUUCUUAAAGAAUGUCCAACUCUCGAUGACGAGCUAGAUGAAGAAGGAAGGACUUGUCUUUCGUUUGGAGCAUCCAUAGGGUUUUUUAAUGGAGUACGCUACCUGUUACGCCGAUCAACAAAAAAUGUUUACGUCUGCAAUAAUGAUGGAUCCUUUCCGAUCCACAUUGCUGUAGAGAAACGUCAUAUUGGAGUUGUUAAUGAGAUUUGCAGGCGUUGUCCAAAUUCAAUAUACCUGCUUAACAAACAAGGUCAAAACAUUCUUCACAUUGCAUCAAAGAGGGGGAAAAUUGCAAAUUCGUUUUUGCGUCAUUUCGCCAGAACUGAGCUGAUGGAGAAGCAAGAUGUGGAUGGGAAUACACCUCUGCACCUGGCUGCCAUAAACUGGCGCCCUCGUACGAUUUUUUAUCUAAUUUUAAAUUGCAAGCCAAAAUGCAGAUUUAUAAGGAACAAUAGUGGUUUAACAGCUCUGGAUAUAGCCGAGUUAAAUCUGCAACCUAACUACAUCUUCAUGGAGAGGGUGACACUGAUGGUGUUAUUGUUCUUCUUCCCAUCAAAAGAUUAUUCCUGGAGUCCUGUCCAGCGUCACCCCCGUCUUAAGAUGGAGAUGCCGAUCAUAAUGGACAACAUGGUCGAGAAAAAGAUAACAAGACGAUCAGAUCCACCAGCUGGUGACAAAAACAAAGACUACGUCAGCACUCUUCUAGUGGUGGCAGCUCUUGUAGCAACGGUGACGUUUGCUGCUGGUUUUACAAUACCAGGUGGCUUUAAUAGCUCUGGUCCGAACCUGGGGAGGGCAACUCUAGGCAGUGACCGAAAACUCGUCUUUUUUAUGGUAUUUGACAUUCUGGCAAUGCAAAGCUCCAUUGUAACGAUAGCUACUCUAAUCUGGGCGCAGUUGGGCGAUCCAACACUCGUUCGUAGAUCCUUAAAUGUGGCAUUUCCAUCACUGUUUUUCGCUCUUCUCUGCAUGCCGGUGGCAUUCUAUUGUGGCGCUCUUGUUGCAUUUGCACAUGUUAAGGGGCUUGUUAUCUUCCUCAACAUUACAUUUGCGAUCUUCCUCUUUCUAAUGCUCUUUGUCCUUGGCCCUCACGUUUUUCUACAAAUACCUGGCAUUUCUGCUUACUUUGGUGGCUAUUUCAUAUUUUUUAUUAUGCUUCUUGAUGAAGACAGCAAUGCAAAGGCGUCUUCUGAUGGUUUUAUCCCCAUCCACUCGGCCUGCGUUCCUAGAUGCACCUCAGCUCUCAAGGUGAUCUUAAAACACCACCAAGACACAAUAGAGAUGCUUAACUCAGGGUCAAAACGUUUCUUCAUGUUGCUGCUGAAAAGCGGGAAUGCACAAGCUGUUGGCUAUGUGCUCAGAAAAUAUGUCGAAGCAAGAGUAGGGUUUGAGAUGGAUGUUUCUGAAGCACGUUUAAGUAGAAUUGAGUCACAGAGUUCAACUGAUUCGUCUCAUGACCAAAGGAGACAAGGGUACUUCUCCAUGAAUAAGAUAAACAACGGUCUUCGCUCACUCAGUUCACGAGGUUUCCUUCAAGCUAGAGGAAAAGCCAUACCGCAGCCUAUGGAAGACACUGAGUCUGUGUCGGAGUUCCUUAUUAAUCUCAAAUGUUCGGAUCUUUUCGAUCUCCCUGGUGAAUAUGUGGUGAUGAAUGCGGAGAUGCUUAGCAGACUGAGUGAUGAGAACGAAGAAUGGCUGGAGAAAAUGAGAAGCCUUGGAACACCACUGGCAUGUCUCAAGAAUGAUCAAGGAGAUUCUGUUCUUCAUCUUGCUGCUACAUGGAAUCAUCUAGAACUAGUGAAGAGCAUUGUCUCUGAAUGGCCAUGCCUUUUAUUGGAGCCAAACUUGAAGGAUCAGCUUCCAUCUCAUGUAGCGGCUCGUGCUGGACGUCUAGCUGUUGUUAAGGCUCUUGUUGCGUCGAUAACAUUUUUUUCAGCUAGACUGGCUGAAGAAGAUAGGGAGAUACUGAAUCCAUAUCUUCUGAAGGACAUAAAUGGAGAUACUGCUCUGAACUUGGCCUUGAAAGGUCGCUAUAGGAAGGUUGCUCUCUGUUUGUUGAAGGCGAACAAACAAGCUUCUUUUCUUGCGAGUAAAGACGGAAUAUCUCCCUUGUAUUUGGCAGUAGAAGCCGGUGAUGUCUCACUUGUGAAAGCAAUGUUGGGAAAUGAUGGUCCUGAAGGGAGAAGUUUUAACUUAGAAGGGAGACAAUAUCUUGCACACGCAGCUUUGAAGUCCAUGAGUACAGAUGUCCUUGAUGUUAUUCUUAAUAAAUAUCCAACUCUUGUCGAUGAGAAAGAUGAAGAAGGAAAAUCCUGCCUUUCGUUUGGAGCAUCCAUGGGAAAUUAUAAAGGAGUAUGCAACCUGUUAGACCGAUCAACAUCAAGUGCCUUUGAAUGCAACGAUGAUGGAUCAUUUCCAAUCCAUGUGGCAGUAGAGAAAGGUCAUAUUGAAGUUGUCAAAGAGAUUUUAAAACGUUGUCCAUACUCAAAGCACUUGCUUAACAAAAAAGGUCAGAACAUUCUUCACAUUGCAGCUGAAAGUGGGAAGUUUAAAAUUCUACGCCACUUGACGAGAAAUGAACAAACAAACCUUCUAGCUUCUGAGCAAGAUGUGGAUGGGAAUACACCUCUACAUCUAGCAACCAUAAAGUGGCGCCCUCGAGCUGUUUGUGAGCUUGCAGGGAAAAAAAACCUGUUGAUACAGAACAAUAGGGGCUUGACAGCUCUAGAUAUUGCCGAGUCAAAACUGAAACCCCACUACAUCUAUCGAGAGAGGUAUACACUGCUGGUCUUAGUAGAAGCUCACUUCCAGAACGAUCCUAGAUGCAGGCAUACCAUGUCGCCAACAAGACCAAUAACGCCUAAGGGGGGAGGAAACAAAGAUUACGUCAACGCUCUUCUAGUAGUGGCAGCUCUUAUAGCCACCGUGACGUUUACUGCUGGUUUUACUUUACCAGGUGGCUUUAAAAGUUCUACUCCGAACUUGGGCAUGGCAAAUCUAGCAACUAACCCUCGCCUCCUCCUUUUCCUGCUAUAUGACAUUUUAGCACUGGAAACCUCAUUUGUAGCUGUAGUUUCUCUCAUAUUGGCGCAAUUAGGUGAUCCUGCACUAUAUCAAAGUACCGUAAGGGUGGCCAUGGCAUUAGUGUGUAUUUCUAUAUAUUUCAUGAGCAUAGCAUUCUUCUUCGCCAUGGUUAUUGCAGCUGGGAAUGUUAUAUGGCUUAUUGUCUUCUUUAUUAUUUUAAUUUUGCCCUUCAUAGGUGUGAUUGUUUCAAUAUUUUACCCUCACUUCGUCCUACAUAAUCCUGGUCCUCCUGCUAUGGUUAGCAAGUAUUUAGUUUCUCGUGUAGGUAUAGUUGAUGACGAUGACCAAAGGUAUCAGUCCUCUGCGGACAAGUCUGUGAAUAUCUCUGGCAAUGAUCACAUCGAAAUGCCAGGCACUAGUUCGGAAAGGGAAUGGUUUUGAUGCAGGGCGUCCUCCUAUAUCCUAUGUUAUUUGGGUUUUCUUAUUCAUUUGGUGUACGCUUUUCUUUAUCUUGGAUAAUUUGGCUUGUCUUUUUCUUCUUCUUCGGAUUAGCUUUUACGUGAGAUAGUUCAAUAGCUCUAGCUUUGGACAAAUGCAUAUUUCUCAAUUUAUUUGAAAUUUUCUAUCUCGUUUUGGUAUCUUUCCUUAUCGAGAUUGAUUUGUUUGUCUCACUUACAAAGAUUUUGAAGACUCUAAAUGGUUAACGGUUAUAAGAGCAUGAUUAACGGUUAAGAACCAAAUGGUUCUAAACUUUAUAUCUUAGCAUUAAUAAAUGAUUUUGUGAGUU